AUGAUCCAAUCCCGUAAAAUUAUAUGUCACAAAAUAUCUGCCAAUUUUCGUGAGUGUACAGCGAUUGUCCCGUUCCAAGUGCCAGUACUGAAGCAAGAUGAGGUGCUUGUGCAGACGAAAUACUGUGGCAUUAAUGCAUCCGAUAUCAAUUAUACUAAUGGUGCCUACUUACCGGGCGUGCAGCCGCCUUUUGACUGUGGUUUUGAGGCCUUGGGAAUCGUGCUAGACGUCGGAUCAGGUGUGACUGCGAUCAAGAAAGGUGACGCUGUGGCUUCCACGGCAUACGGCGCAUUUGCUGAGCACUUGGUGACGAAGGAGCGUUUUCUGGUGAAAGUCCCUGCUGUCGUUCGAGAAGUGCUGCCAAUUGUCGUAUGCGGUCUCACCGCAUCAAUGGCACUCGAGUACGUGGGCCAGAUGACUCAUGGUGAGACGGUAUUGGUCACAGCAGCCGCUGGAGCUACGGGUCAAUUUGCUGUGCAGUUGGCCAAGCUAGCAGGUAACCAUGUGAUUGGCACGUGCAGCUCGCCUGAGAAAGUAGAGUAUUUGCGAUCCAUUGGCUGUGAUCGCCCCAUCAACUACCGCAAGGAGAAGGUGUAUGAUGUACUGAAGAAGGAGUAUCCACGCGGCGUCGACCUUGUCUUUGAAAGUGUAGGCGGACAAAUGUUUGAGGUAUGUGUAAACAAUAUCGCGCGCAAGGGCCGCAUUAUCGUCAUUGGAGCCAUUGCGGGCUAUCAGGACUCGAGUACGUGGAAGUCCACGGUCAACAAGGCCACGACACCGCUAACGUCCAAACUGCUGGCCAAAUCAGCUUCUGUCCGUGGUUUUUUCUUCAACGACUACUUUCGCGAGACGAAAGCCCAUGCCAAGAAGCUUACGAUGCUAGUGCAACGCGGCGUGCUCAAUGCCGGCGUCGACCCUUGUAAUUUUCACGGACUCGAGGACAUUCCCAGCGCCAUUGACUACAUGUACGAGCGCAAGAACAUUGGCAAGAUCAUUGUGAGCCUUGAUAAAAAGGUUUCCUCGAAGCUCUAA
Messenger RNA from Peronospora belbahrii, 1032 nucleotides. The record is from the annotation of a GenBank genome assembly. NCBI's taxonomy places the organism in Eukaryota, Oomycota, Peronosporomycetes, Peronosporales, Peronosporaceae.